Camelina sativa (false flax) is the source of this 1315-nucleotide messenger RNA. NCBI's taxonomy places the organism in Eukaryota, Viridiplantae, Streptophyta, Magnoliopsida, Brassicales, Brassicaceae. The record is from RefSeq and is a predicted model, not a curated record.
UUCCCUGUUCUGUUCAACUCUAGCUUCCUCCUUAACCUUCAGUCAAACCUCCCUCGAUCCAUCUUUCAAAUCCAAAUCUACACAAUUUUCAAAUGAUUUCUUAAUAAUUAACCAGAUUUAAUCAUUGAAAAACAAAAUAUAUAUAUGGCGUAGUCUUUUUUAAUAAUCCAAAUGCAGCUCCCGAUCGAUGUGAGUAAUAUUUAUUAUCUGCAAAAUGCAUGUUCACAUCAUCUAAUCUUUCAUCUUCUAUAGGUUCUUCCUUCUUCUCCUUCUUACAGCUCUCUGUGAAUUUGUCUCCAUCUCAACGUGUCCAUGUGUAGUACGAACAUUAUGGUAUCAGCGGCGGAAACGGCUACAAUGGCGGAAGCUAAGAUGGUUUUCAUGACUGAGACGGCGUCACCACCGUCGUCAGGACCACGUAUCUCCUUCUCAGCUGAUUUGUCAUCAUCAGAUAGCGACGGAGAUUACAUCUGUAUCAACCCUGUGAACCUCAUUGUCGGUAAAGAAGAAAAAGACAAGACGAACUUGGUGAAAGCUGGAGACUUUGAGUUUCUGUCUGAAAACGUAACGAGUAACCAAACGAUGCUUACCGCCGACGAGUUGUUCUGUGAAGGAAAGUUACUUCCUUUCUGGCAGGUAAAGCAUUCAGAGAAGCUUAAAAACGUCAACUUGAAAACAAAAGUUGAAGUCGAAGAAGAAGAAGAAGAUCAUAAAGUAGUGAGAGAUGAGGUUGUUCAUCACACCAAGGAGCAGGAGAACAACAACAACAACAACAACAGAGGAAGCUGGUUUCUUGACGACGACCCUUCUCCACGUCCACCAAAGUGCACUGUGCUGUGGAAAGAGCUUUUACGGCUGAAGAAACAGAGGACCACCACGACGACAACGGUUUCUUCAACGAGGGUAUCGUCUCUAUCGCCGUCUUCAUCUUCAAGCUCGACAUCGUCUUCUUCGAGCUCGAUUGGGGAUGCGGUGAAGAAGGAAGAGAGAGAGAAGGAAGGGAAGAGAGGUAAGAAAGGGUUAGAGAGGACGAGAUCUGUGACUAUGAGGAUAAGACCAAUGAUUCAUGUUCCUGUUUGUACUCCUUCUAAGUCCUCUGCUCCAUUGCCUCCUCUGUUUCCUCUAAGGCUACACAAAAACAGAGUAGAGAGACGAACUUGAUGAACAUCUUUUGUGUGGUUUAUAUUUAUCCUUCCUUAAUUUGGUUGGGUUUUGUGAUUGAGAUCUGAGUUGUGACAGUGUAAAUGUGAACAUUUUCAUACCCGGGAGAACAAUAAAGAAUUUAUCAUUAUUGAAUCCAUUUUUAUGCUUUUCA